AUGCAACUAAAAUAUCCCACUUUCCCUACCAAAAUGACCAAUGUCCAAGCACAGAAAAUCGUCCAUGAUCAUGUGUAUGUUGCGCAAGAUUAUCAGGAUGUACUGAAGAGAAUUGAAGACCGCAGCACCUUUUCAGAAAUCGAUCGCAUUAUACAAUUCCCUUUUGUUGCGCCGGUGAUUGAGGAGAAAACAGAAGAGGAAUUGGCCCGUCAAGCGGCUAAAAAAGAAGAGAAUGCAAGGCGCUUACGUGAAGCGGCGGCCAAAUCACGUUUAGAGAAGCUGGUAGCGCGAGAACAACAGUUUGAAGCGUUUACGGCUUUGAAGAACGCCAAGGGGACGGUGAGGAAAGCGGAAUGGUUGGCCCAACUCAAACAAGCCGGUUUCAAGGAUGAAGCCGACUUGGAUGACACAUUGAAGCAGAUCGAUACCGCCAUUCAGCGCGCACGAAAUAAGGAGCUGGGAAUUGAUGAACAGGAGGAAAAAGAACCUCCGGCCACCCAUCUUGUGGACGUCCCAGAUGAAGAACUAUCCGAAGUAGAAAAGAAAGAGAAGCGAAAGCAGAAAUUGUUAAAGGCCAGCUAUGAUGCUCGACAACGAGCGAAAAAAGCAAAGGAGGAAGCGAAAGCACAAGAAGCCGAGCAAGCACGAUUGGAAGAAGAGAAACGACUACGAGAACCGGAGAAAUGGGUGGAGGAAAUCAAAGAAAAACGCCAAGCCGUCAUCGACAAGAUCAAGAAACGAAAACGAUUAGCCGCUGAGCUGAGCGAUCGACGAAGUCGCGCUUCACAAAUGCGUAUGCGAUCCAUUGCCAACCUCGCCAGUGACAGCCCCACCUCCAAACGCAGAAGAAAAGGUCAAGAAGAGGACACUUUUGGUGCAGAUGAUGAAGAUUGGAUGAUCUAUCGUGAAAUUAGCCGUGAGGAUGAGUCGGACGAUGAAGAGGAGGAUCUAUCAACCUUGAAUCAUUACGAAUCACUCUUGUUACAAUACGAUCCGAAUUUCUUGCCUAGUGAUUCUUACGAGGCAGCGUCUUCUCCGACGAACACACUGAUUCACUUGUUAGCUCGUGGUCAGUAUCCACCCUACGACCCUUCGGAUGUCGGACAAAUGCAUCAACUCCACGUCAAUGUUGAACGUGUACGUGUAAGCGAGGCCCUGUUCCAGCCUACGAUCAUCGGUCUCGAUCAAGCAGGUCUUGUGGAAACAGUCAGUGAUAUAGUGAAGACAUUUGAUCCAGACAGCCGGAAACCCAUCAUCAAGACCAUUUUCCUCACUGGAGGAUUCAGUCAUUUGCCCGGUUUGGCCGAUCGCUUGAUGGCUGCCAUGCGAUCGAUUUCCCCGGUAGGUUCGGGGAUCCAGGUACGGACCGCGAAAGAUCCGCAAUUGGAUGCAUGGAAGGGGGCUUCGCUUUUCACCACACUACCGUCGUACCAACAACAUGCGAUUACGAAAAAGGAGUAUGAAGAAUAUGGCGGUGAAUACAUUAAAGAACAUAACCUUGGAAACAUGUAUCAUUUGUAA
Molecule: messenger RNA, 1521 nt
Organism: Radiomyces spectabilis
Lineage: Eukaryota; Fungi; Mucoromycota; Mucoromycetes; Mucorales; Radiomycetaceae
Exons: 5
Coding region: 1-1521 (506 amino acids)
Biological process (GO): regulation of DNA-templated transcription
Cellular component (GO): Ino80 complex; cytoplasm
Source: RefSeq, a predicted model, not a curated record